AUGGAUGAAAAUCAACAAUUAUUUCUCAUUGAAUUUUUGGUCGAUAAAGUUAAUAUCCCAGCUGUUCGUGCUAUACAUGAAGAAAUGUUACCAGUGACGACCUGCAUUUCUUUUCAAAUCCUUGGUUUGCCACCUAUCAAUAUUCAUGAGGAAGCAUCUAGCGAUGGAUGUGCUUGUGUCAGCGGUGACACUCAAGUAUUUAAAAAAGGAAAAUCUUGUCUAUUUGCCCUACCCAGUAAUGUUCUUCAAAAACCAGUUCAUAGUUUUCCUGUAACUAUGACUGUUUAUAAAAAACUUCCACCCGGAGUAUUACCAGAUGUGAUGUUAAUCGGCUCUUAUCAAAUACAAUUAAGAAAUUUAAUAAAUGAUUUACUAAGUCAACGUAUAUUCAAAAAUGGCAAUCCAUGUAAAUCAUUAAAAAGCACUUUCAGGAUAGCAACAGCAACUGGACAGUGUGUCGGCGAAGUUACUCUUUUCAUACGUGCCUCCUGUUUCGGGAAAAAAAUAGUCACUCAAUUUCAAAUACCUCAUAAUAAAAAACCGUAUUUGUUCAAAGGAACCGAUGAUAGUCCAGUAUUUCAAUGUAAAAAAAUACCUUCAAGAAAAUGCCUGCCAAAAUUUAUACCAUGCAAUUGUCCUAUAAAAAAGAGUACGGAUGGAAGCGGCGAAGGAAAGACUUGUUGUCGUCCAAAAACAUGUCCUGAAACUUGCUUCAUGCCUUGUUGUCGUCCAAAAACAAGUCUUGAAACUUGUUUCACGCCUUGUUGUCGUCCAAAAACAAGUCCUGAACCUUGUGUCAAGAUUUGUUGUCGUCCAAAAACAAGUCCUUGUUCUUCUUCGGUCAAACCUGAAAUUGAUAAGUGUAAAGGACCUCAUACUGAACCUCCACCUUGUUAUCCAUCUUGUCUACCACUUUGCAAGUCAAUACAACAACAAGAACAACAAUGUAUAAAAUGUUGUUCCAUUUAUCCGUCAUGUAUACCUCUUUGUAUGCAACCAGUAAAAUCUGUUCCACCUUGUGGUUAUCCACAACCUGCUACCACAAAUAUUUGCUCAUCUUGUUGCUCACCUCAACCAGUUAAAGAAAUGAGCUGUGCUCCCUGUUGCGACACAAAGAAAACUACUUUUGAUGACCUAUUUAAAAAGAAACCUGUAAGAAAGUGCGGAUGCGUUAUUAAAGAGGAACCAACUUGUAGCUGUAAACGAACUUGUUGAAUGCCCAGCAAAAAAAAUGAUAACAGUUAUACAAAAUAAUGGCUGAACGUCAAGAUAAGAA
Vespula pensylvanica (western yellowjacket) is the source of this 1276-nucleotide messenger RNA. RefSeq lists its product as uncharacterized. The record is from RefSeq and is a predicted model, not a curated record. Lineage: Eukaryota; Metazoa; Arthropoda; Insecta; Hymenoptera; Vespidae. The transcript is spliced from 4 exons. The coding region runs from base 1 to 1215 and encodes 404 amino acids.